Molecule: messenger RNA, 614 nt
Organism: Mesitornis unicolor (brown roatelo)
Lineage: Eukaryota; Metazoa; Chordata; Aves; Mesitornithiformes; Mesitornithidae
Product: lens epithelium-derived growth factor-like
Exons: 6
Source: RefSeq, a predicted model, not a curated record
AUGAUGUUCCCAUCCCCACAGUUAGUCGAAGAGUGGGAGAAAGGGAGAACAAGGCAGAGUAAAGAAGAAGGCAAGAAAGCAGAUGUUAAGAAGAUGGAGAAGAAGAGAGAAACAUCAGUGGAUUCUAGGCUUCAAAGGAUACAUGCAGAAAUUAAGAACUCCCUGAAAAUUGAUAAUCUUGAUGUGGACAGGUGUAUUGAGGCUCUUGAUGAGCUUGCAUCUCUUCAAGUCACAAUGCAGCAAGCUCAGAAACAUACAGAGAUGAUUCUUACUCUAAAGAAGAUACGGAAAUUCAAAGAUAGCCAAGUUAUCAUGGAGAAAUCUACAAUGCUGUAUAAUAAGUUCAAGACCAUGUUUCUGGUUGGGGAAGGAGAUUCUAUUCUUUCCCAAGUACUGAAUAAAUCACUUGCUGAGCAGAAGCAGCACGAGGAAGCCAACAAAACCAAAGAACAGUGGAAGAAAGGAGCAAUCAAAAAAACAGAGAAGGAAAAGGACCAAACAGGUUCAAAGCAUGUGAAUGGAGGAUCUGAAGAUGCAGACACCAGCCAGUCACCACAUUAUGAAGAGAAUGCUGAAGAAAAGAAAGAUAAGCAUGGAGGCUGCAAGAAGAAAAG